UUGAAAUUAUAUAUACUGUAGGCAGUGAGGGUUUACAGAUGCCAGUAUAUAUAAUUAUAUAUAAGUUUUAAGAAUUUAAAGACUUCAAUAACAAUGGCAACAGGUGGGGAUAUCACUAUAGAUGAAACUGACCAAAUGCAAGAUGAAUUUUUUGAUAUUCAGUGUACACUUUGUGAACUAAAGAAUAAAAACUGCAAAGCAGAAAAGUAUUGUGUGGACUGUAAAGAUUAUUACUGUUCAACAUGUGUCAAGUUUCAUGAAGAUAUUCCAGCUUUAUUAAAACACAAAAUUCUAGAAAAGGAUCAAUUCCAGUCAAUGUCAAGACAAACACAGUUGCCCAUACCAACAGAAAGAUGUGAAAACCAUAAUCAUAAUUGUGUUGACAUGUACUGUGAAGAACAUAAUCAGGUGGGAUGUCAAAUGUGCAUGGCUAUAUAUCAUAGAUCUUGUAAAGACAUAUCCUUCAUACCAGAAUUUCUUACCAACAAAACAAAUAUUUACAAAGUUGAUGAUGCUGAAAAAAAGCUUCAAGAAAUAACACAAAAAGUGCAUCAAUAUCAAGACAAGUUUGAAAGUAAAAGGAACAAAGUCCUUGGAAACAAAGAACAACUUUUGCAGCAAGUAGCUACAAUAAGAGAAAGUAUCAAUACACGGCUAGAUGUACUGCAGCUUGUGUCUAUUACACAGAUAGAGGAAAUAACAGAACCAGCCCUAGAAAAUAUCCAAGAUGACCUAAAAGUACUUGAGGGAACCGAGGCCCUGCUGCACUCUGCAACAAACACUCUAGUAUCUACAGGAAACAACAUUUCACAAGACUUUGUAAACAUAAUUAAAAGCAAAAACAUUGCAAAAGAAGUUGAGAGGUUUCUUGAUAGAAGUAAACCUGAAGAACAAAAUGAAGAAAUUGAGCUGAAGGUCAAUGAAGUCCUCUCUGAUAUGCUCCGAGAGAUGGAUAGCUUGGUAAGCUUAGAAGUAAACAAAGUUCCCAUAAGCUCUAUAGAUGAACCUUCCACAAAAUAUGAAAUGUGUAAAGAUGAUGACACCGUAGUUUUCAGAGGACUUCAAGGAUUUAACAGAGAAGAAAACAAAACUGGAAAAAAUUAGAAAAUGAAACGAUCUCUGGAGAAUGUACCACUGAAAGUAACCAAAAAAAGACUAAAUAAUGUUUUACAAGAGGAACCAAAAGAAAACAAGCAUUUAAAAAAAUUCAAAUUCAAAUCUAAAAAAAUGAUCGAUGUCAAAUAUCCAUCAGACCUAAGUACUCCAAAUAUCUACAGCAUUUGCUUCCUACAAGAUGGAACGCUAGUACUAGCUGACUUCAGUAACCUAAGGUUAAAAAGAGUUGACAGACCUGGAUAUUCUAUAUUAGACUACUGUGACAUCCCGGGAAAGCCUUGGCAAGUUUGCACCAUAUCUAACAACGAGGUGGCUGUCUCUUGCUCAGAUACAGUCUUACAUGUUGUUUCCCUUCAACCCAAGAUGAAGAAAACUCGCAUGAUAAAACUUACACAUAGCUGCAGAGGUUUGGCAUAUGCCAACGGAAACUUGUAUCUUUCUGAUUCUACAUCAGUAUAUAUUUAUGAACUUAAAGGCAAUACGCUUAAACAGUUGUUUAACCCUUUCCCCCAUGAGCAUAUUGUGAAAAAUGGCCAUUUUCACUGAAAAGCCUCCUCUCACAAGUUCAAACUGCUAUGAAACUAUGAAAAAUGCUUCAAUACUAAUCAAACUUGGCACAAAUGUUGACUGGACCAUUGCCUUUGUAACGACAUGCUCAGUCUUAAAUUUCCUGUUACCAUGGCAACGAGGGGACAUCUCAAAAUUGCCAAAAAUCACUUUUUUGCCUCGAUUUUUUCCAUCAAAAUUUAUUUCAAAGUGCUGCAACUUCUCAAGGGAUUGAGAUAGAGUCAAAGGCUUUUCAGCGUUGGUUACACGUUACCUUAUGAUCGACCUGGGGUCAUUUUAAGCCUCUCACAAGUCCAAAAUUUUCUUGGCGAUGAGGGGGACUCCGCCCCCCUUCAAACCCCCCAAACAGAAGGGGGCACAUCCCCCUUCUGGCAACCCCCUGAUGUAAUAUUUGGAUGGGGGACGGCGCCGAAAAAAUGGUCAAUUUUUUUAACAACAUUUCUCAAACGAAAAACAGUGUUUGGGGCCUAAAUAGGGCAUUUUUUCACUGUUUGAGGCCUCAAAAAAGGGGGGGGGGCAAAAAGCCGUCGAAACACGCUUAUAUAAGGGAAAAGGUUAACAAAAAAUGAUGAAAAACCUUGGAACCACCCAAAAUCUAGUUUUUCCAUGUUAACAUUUGGUCUUUUACCUAAUUUUGGUGAAAAAUUGAUGUUUUGUAACAUUUAUAAUUUUUUUAGUUAACCCUUUCCCCCAUGAGCAUAUUGUGAAAAAUGGCCAUUUUCACUGAAAAGCCUCCUCUCACAAGUUCAAACUGCUAUGAAACUAUGAAAAAUGCUUCAAUACUAAUCAAACUUGGCACAAAUGUUGACUGGACCAUUGCCUUUGUAACGACAUGCUCAGUCUUAAAUUUCCUGUUACCAUGGCAACGAGGGGACAUCUCAAAAUUGCCAAAAAUCACUUUUUUGCCUCGAUUUUUUCCAUCAAAAUUUAUUUCAAAGUGCUGCAACUUCUCAAGGGAUUGAGAUAGAGUCAAAGGCUUUUCAGCAUUGGUUACACGUUACCUAAUGAUCGACCUGGGAUCAUUUUAAGCCUCUCACAAGUCCAAAAUUUUCUUGGCGAUGAGGGGGACUCCGCCCCCCUUCAAACCCCCCAAACAGAAGGGGGCACAUCCCCCUUCUGGCAACCCCCUGAUGUAAUAUUUGGAUGGGGGACGGCGCCGAAAAAAUGGUCAAUUUUUUUAACAACAUUUCUCAAACGAAAAACAGUGUUUGGGGCCUAAAUAGGGCAUUUUUUCACUGUUUGAGGCCUCAAAAAAGGGGGGGGGCAAAAAGCCGUCGAAACACGCUUAUAUAAGGGAAAAGGUUAAGAUUCC
Messenger RNA from Ruditapes philippinarum (Manila clam), 2995 nucleotides. RefSeq names its product transcription intermediary factor 1-alpha-like. Gene Ontology annotation, molecular function: zinc ion binding; ubiquitin-protein transferase activity. NCBI's taxonomy places the organism in Eukaryota, Metazoa, Mollusca, Bivalvia, Venerida, Veneridae. The transcript has 2 exons. The record is from RefSeq and is a predicted model, not a curated record. Gene Ontology annotation, cellular component: chromatin; nucleoplasm. Gene Ontology annotation, biological process: positive regulation of DNA-templated transcription. The coding region runs from base 94 to 1104 and encodes 336 amino acids.